Dissoconium aciculare CBS 342.82 is the source of this 4551-nucleotide messenger RNA. RefSeq lists its product as uncharacterized. Gene Ontology annotation, cellular component: SAGA complex; SLIK (SAGA-like) complex. The transcript has 3 exons. The coding region runs from base 448 to 4071 and encodes 1207 amino acids. Lineage: Eukaryota; Fungi; Ascomycota; Dothideomycetes; Mycosphaerellales; Dissoconiaceae. Gene Ontology annotation, molecular function: structural molecule activity; protein heterodimerization activity. The record is from RefSeq and is a predicted model, not a curated record. Gene Ontology annotation, biological process: regulation of transcription by RNA polymerase II.
AGUUUUCAGUUCAGUUCAGUUGAGUCGAGUUCGGUUCAUCCCAUACAUAUUUAACGUACCAGCCGAUUGCUGUGUGUACUGCGAAUAGCUAGCGGAACUGUGAAUCUCCGGGGUAUAGCGAAGAAGAAGUCUGAACCUCUUUCUCUUUCUCUCUCUCCCCCGAAAGCGGGACGACAGCCGACUGCUACUGUACUACUACUACAUACUACACCCUACUACCGCGCCAUACACAACUCAAAGUGAGACGUCACGUCCAACCACGGCCGCAUCAGGCAUUGGCCGCACCAUCACCACGCCUGGGUUUUCAUCAAGCCGACCACACCGUUGCAUUCGCGACAACCUCAGCUUUUCGAUGACCCCCAUUUCUUCGUGUCAAACCCCAUCACGGGACAUUCCGAUCCUGUCACAGGAGGACGGAGCACAGCACUGCGGGUGCAAGUCCGGGCGAUGAGCUCGACACCACUGCGCCCUGCUGCUGUCAACGGCUUUGCGCGCGCUCCAAAUGGAUCCCAUCUCACCGCGCGCCGAGGACCCAGUGUCGGUCGCGAUGCCCGUCCCACGCCUAGCCAUCGCUCCAACACCGUCGCGACUUCGGUAGCAGAGGAUGAGCGCGAAGAUGACCCCAUACACAAAAGCCUGACAGCGCGUUGGGAGGAGAACCAAGCUGCCAUCCUCGCUCUCUUCUCCGGUGAUGGGGUCCUCCGUCGCGAUCACCCGAAAUCACCAGAUGCGACUGCGCGAGGAACACGCGACCCGGAGGAGGCCGCGAAUCCCGCUGUUCCGCGAACACGGCCAGCUCGCGUGCUGGACGAAGAUUAUGGAGACGACGACGAAGAUGAAGAUGAGGAAGACGAGGAAGAUGACGUGGACAAACAGAGUCCGCUCAAAAGCAAAGGACGUCCCGAUGCGCCCAAUGGUCUUUUACUGCACCCUGUGCGCGCUCCUCCGCCGCUUCUGACACGCAACUCAACUUCGCGGCUCGGCGCCCCUCCUGCGAUAGAACAGGCCAAGACAACAGAAGAGGUGCGCAAACAACUGGAAGAGGACAAAAAGGCCGCCGCCGAGGCCGCCAAGCGUGAUUUCCAAAGCAUGUUCUUCACGCUGGAAAAUGAUCGCGAUGCCAUGUUGGAACAGCAGAAGCUGGACGAGCUGGAUCGUGAGGUGGAGAAUGAAAUGUCUGGAGAUGCCACCGCGCAAGGCGCCACCUCUGCUGGAAACAACGGCACGAAUGCAAAUGGCAACCCGAACCAAGGCUCACUGGGCAGUUCUGACCUGGGCGCAUCCAGUCUGACCUUGAAACAUUUGAUCGCGCGGAUUGACAUGUCGCGCACCAUGGUAAAAGCGUCCGACCAUCAAUUGCGAACCCUCAUCACGGAAGUCAGAAAAGGACGGAGCAAAUGGGCCAGCGAAGAUAAGGUCGGCCAGGAAGAACUUUACGAAGCCUGUGAGAAGGUCCUUAUGGAGCUCAAGGCGAUGACCGAAUACGCGCAACCAUUCUUGCAACGUGUGAGCAAGCGCGAAGCCCCCGAUUAUUUCAACGUCAUCAAACAUCCCAUGGAUAUCGGCACGAUGAUCAAGAAACUCAAGCAAAUGCUUUACAAGAGCAAAAAGGAUUUUGUCGACGAUGUAAAUCUGAUCUGGGCGAAUUGUCUCAAAUACAACCAGGAACCGUCACAUCCAUUACGCAAGAAAGCCUUGUAUAUGCGGAAGGAGACCGACAAACUCACUCCUUUGAUCCCAGAGAUUGUCGUUCGUGAUCGAGCUGAGAUCGAAGCAGAGGAACGACGAUUGGCAUCGAUGGCUGGAGAGGAUAGCGACGACGAUGACGCCCCUAUCAUGGCGUCACGAGGACGUAAAGCGCCCAAGAAAGGCGUUUCCACGACCGGAAGGAAAGCGCCAGAUGAUGCAAAGGGAGAUGGAGCAGAAACGACAACGGAGACAAAACCAGGCAUGCAUGCUUCUGCGAGCAGCAUUCGUGGAGAUUUUCUACGCGCCGACUCGGAAAUGAUGGAUGUCACCUCGGUCGGGACGGGAACUCCGCCACCAGGGUUUGCAACCCCUGCGAUGAAUGGUCUCAAUGGGCUCCACGCGCCUGGAAGCCACAGCGAUCUCCAAGAGGUCGACAGUCUCGGUCAAGUGUUGAUCACAGCUCACGUAGACGAUCUAGAUGAAGAAGACACCGAGUUCAAGACUUGGAAGCAGGUGACGAAGCGAGAUCGUGCGCAGGCUGCGGCAGAACGAAAUCGACUUUUCCGAGGGGAACAACUCAAUCUCGAUGAGCCAGCAUUACUGCGCACCAGAGCGAUGAUGCGGAGAUGGACAAGGCAGCAACGCGCUGCCGAGAAGUCGACGACUGAUCCGACCAUAGAAGAUGAGAUUGAAAAUGCAGAGCCCAUUGCAGGGGGCGAAUCUCUUGCGGAGGGAAUCGAGACUGAGCAAGACAGCAGUUUACCCGACUAUUACAAUCCAUUACACGCCAUUCCCGACUUGGAUAACCGAUGGAAGUGGACCGUGGACUCAGAAGGAGGAGUCAUCCCGCAGGCGGAUGAGUGGAUGCGCAUGUAUCCAAGAAAACAGUACACGUCCAUCUCAGACGGGACUCUCAGCAAACGUAUGGAGGCGAACAUGAAGCAGAUGCAAGACACUCGUCAAAUUUGCGCGAAAAUUGGUAUCGUCAAGCAGAUGCAGCUUCAAGCACAGACCUAUCAGAACCAGUUUCAAAAAUACGAACCUCGGCCGUUCCUCGAGCAAGACGUCGGACCUGUCGUCGUUUCCGAAGCAGGUCCGCUUCUGGCACCCUGGCUCAACCGCGCGGCGUUCCAACGCGGCGUCGCCAAGUUGUUCUACCAUGCUGGCUUCGAGGAUUUCCAACCGUCGGCGCUAGACGCCGUGACCGACAUCGCAUCGGACUUUCUCACACGCCUGAUCGGAACCUACAAGCUUUACCAGGAACAGCCUAAGAGAGAAGUCCAUGGUGCUGAUGCUAAUACCCGGAAAUCCAGUGUGACGGCUAUGGAUCUGGAUACACCGAUUCUGGCGCCUAGUUACACACUCGAGGAACGUGUCCUACAUACAUUAGACGAAAAUGGUAUGGAUCUGGACAGCCUGGAAUCUUACGUACGCGACGACGUUGAGCGGCUAGGCUCUAAACUCGGCGUCAUGCACGAGCGGAUGAAAUCUCACCUUGCAGAUCUAUUCCGUCCCGCCCUUGGCGAACACGCAGGUGCAGAUGGUGUCGGCGCCUUCAACGACGGUUCCGAGCAAUUCGUCGGCGGCGACUUCGCCGAAGACCUCGGCGAAGACUUCUUCGGCUUCCGCGAGCUUGGCCUCGCCGACGAAUUCGGCCUGGAAAGCCUCAGCGUGCCCCUCCAUCUACUCCAAAACCGCAUGCAUCUUGCGUACCAAGCCCAACACAACCUCGGCGCCGCUGGAGCCGCUGGUGCGAACGGCGGCCUCAUCUUCCCUGUCCCGGAACCCUACGCCCCACUCACCAAGGACCGCAUCGACGGCGAAAUCGGCUUGGUAAGGGAUUUCUUCCGCGCUCGUCUGGCGCGCAUGUCAAGUACAUCUGCGGCAGCAGCAGCAGCGGCAGCAGCCGCCGCCGCAGCCGCCGCGAACAACACCACCCCACCCGCCCCGGCGCUCAUCGAAGACGAAGACCUCCCCAUGAAACAACGCUUCCCCAAACCGCGCCUCCCUCCCACCGGCAAAAUUUCUUCCCCAAGAAAACGCCCGCUACGCGAACAGCAGCAGGCGGCGAAGAAGAAGCGCAAAUUGGAGGAAGAAGGGAAACUGCUCCUUAAUGGCGGAGGCGCGGGUCGGAAUGUCGAUGUCACGAAAACGGUCGGUCCCUUGAAAUUGGUCCCUUCCAACAAGAAUUCCGCGGAUAAGGAGAGGGACAAGGAGAAGGAGGGCAGAUCCCUGCAGACCGAUACCUCUCUGGGGAAUCGCGUCAAGAAGGAUGGUAUCCCGAGCGCGGACGGCGAAGAUGGGAAUGGAAAUUCGGGAUUGGAGAAGGACGAUGGUGGCGCUGGAGGAGGGAUGAUGAGUCCGGAGAGUAUCUCUGGGUGAGAGGGUCUUUCUAUUUUGUUUUCAUGCACAGAGAAUGAGAGGGAGAGAGAGAAGGUUGGGAAUCGGAGCUCGGGGUUUUGGAUGGGAUCGCUUAAUUCUUCUUUUUUUGCUCGAGGAGAGGUCGGCGGCAGAUUUCCCGCGACGCGUUCCCCCCCUUUUUGUCAUCUCUCGUGUGGUUCUUCUACUUCUUCUAUGUCUAUAUUGAUUGCUUCGCUUGCUUUUUUCUUCGCUCUUUGGAUGGCAGUGGGCUUUCGGUCCCCUUUUGUCUCGUUUCUCUGAUUUUCCGACGGAGAAGGAUAGUUUGCGUUCUUGUCAUACUUGUGUUAUUUCACAUCGUGAUCUGGUCGGGACAUUUGUGCAGUAGUCUCGGGCAUCAAUUCUUUCCUAUAUAUCAUUGCCUCCCGCAUAUUAAUUAUUGUUUGUCUGGUGUGGAGUCGAGAGAGGCAGCAAGACCUGGAUGUCAGGGAAUUAAUCUGAACA